AUGAUGCGAUCGCGCGAUCCGCGCAUCCGGCAGCGGAUCAACCAGAUAUCCCAUAACCUCGAGUCCGCCAACGAAACUGCCCAGGAGGGACUAUACGCCUUUUCACAAAACUACAUCUCCCCUUGCUUAAUAUCCGUCGGAAACUGCAUAAACGUAUGCACCGCUCCUUGUUUGCCGAAUCAGGAGGAUCAGCUGCGGCGCCGGCGCCGAGGUCAUACCGAGGCCAACUUUGAUUUCUACGACGAUUGGGAUAAUACCGAAGAAGAGGACAGCUUAAUAGGAUGGGGCACUGGGGAAUUGGACCGCCUUCUGGCGGGUAGUGGGCUGACCAGGAAUACGGCGGAGCAGCCACGCCGACAAAGAAGGAUGAGUUACGGCACACGUAACACAAGGCGGAGGAGUACAGUCCACGUUCCGGACGACCGCAACGACCCCACGGUCAUUCCUAGCUCUUCUCUGAUUGGAUUCCUGGAACGCUUUCCCUGGAGAUUUGGUGCGAAGGGUAUUAAAUAUCGCCCCUCUGCUGCGGACUUGCAAGAACACCCGGGUAGCUCUCGGCGUUAUGCGCAUGAGGAAGAGCCGCUAAUGGAAGCGACCGAGGACGAUGAAGCUCACAUAUCUUACAAUGGAAAUAGAAGGCAUCGAAGUGGUACGAACUCGUCUCGUGCAACCUCCAACUCUCUUAGCUCUCGUGGGGAUUUAUUACCCAGUGAUGAAGAAGACGCAGUUCCGCUGGACGAUGAAUUUGCACUUGUCUUCGGGCGUCGCGGAACAGGCUUAGAGUCGGAUGACCAGGGCUCAAAAACCGAAAUGGUGAGAUCUGCUUCCGGUACAUCCAGCUUGGGGGGUGCCUCGUCCAAGAAGUCAAAUCGCAAGAAGAAAAAGAAGCGUUCUUCUACAAAAUCACCCAUGAGCACAGAUCAGGAAAUCGUCAAUGGCUUCGAUGCUCCGUCAAUGGCGGAUUUGCCAGUCGAGAAGGAUCUGGCAACACAUGAAGAAUUAAAGGUCAAGAAGAACCGAGUUACAGCACGAGAACUUGCUUCUAAACUGGAUUUUGAGCUCAACAACAACAAUCUUACGACCACAUCUCCCUCAUCGGCAAGGGAACAGAUUCCCAGGCUUCCUUCCCACCGCAGUCUCUUGUCGACGGGCGAACAGCAAGCCGACCAUACCGAUCAACGGUCGGUGGGGUCAUCCAUCCGACAACUUUCGACCGAACAAACUGAGCCAUUUCCACCAUUUCCGUUACCGGAAUCCCCUGACACCUCAUCAAAACCUAACUCCAUUAAUGACCCUGAUAACGGGGUAGACCUGGCUGGUGAAUCCAGUCGUCAUGUUAAUGAUAUCCCAUGA
Molecule: messenger RNA, 1353 nt
Organism: Penicillium verhagenii
Lineage: Eukaryota; Fungi; Ascomycota; Eurotiomycetes; Eurotiales; Aspergillaceae
Exons: 2
Coding region: 1-1353 (450 amino acids)
Source: RefSeq, a predicted model, not a curated record